Molecule: messenger RNA, 1812 nt
Organism: Amaranthus tricolor (Joseph's coat)
Lineage: Eukaryota; Viridiplantae; Streptophyta; Magnoliopsida; Caryophyllales; Amaranthaceae
Product: protein PHYTOCHROME KINASE SUBSTRATE 1-like
Exons: 1
Coding region: 187-1668 (493 amino acids)
Biological process (GO): phototropism
Source: RefSeq, a predicted model, not a curated record
CUUUGUAUUCAUCUAACUGCUACAAUUUGAUGUUUACUUGUAUAUUACCUUUAUUGAUGUAUAUAAUUACAUUCCCUUCUCAUUCUUUGUAGAGUCACUAUCCUCCCACAUCUUAAAUCCUCUUUGUUAUCCCAAACUACUCAUAAUCCUUAAAAUUGGCCUAAAAACACAUCUAAAAACUUGUACAUGGCUUCACUUACAUCAUCCAUGAACACCCCCCAACCGCCUUCUUCCAUAAACAACACUACCACCCUCCGCGAAGCUUCCUUUUCCUCCUACCUCAAUAACUCCGAUGAAAAGUCCAUUCGUAACCUCAUCGAAUCUAGCCAAUCCCCAUCAAUUUUUAAGCAAAAUCGUCAACAAAACUCGAGGCAAAACAAGGCUGAAGAUGGAGAAAUCGACGUUUUUAGUGCUGAUAAGUACUUUAACAAAGGCUUAACUGAAACACCUUAUAACACCAACUCAACACUAUCAAGAAGUACAAAGUAUCAAACUUUGAAAAUGAAUCAUGAAGAUCCUACUGAAGUCAACAACAUGGGGCAGUCUAACAAUAAACUUAAAUUGAUUCCAUCUCGAACUCCUAGCAGUAGUCAGUCUGAACGCAGUGCGAAUAGUCAGAGUGCACUACUCAGACGAUUUCACAGAACACCAUCGAGAAUUAGCACCAACACUGAAACUAGCCGAAAAUUUCAGGGUGCAGGAAAAUUUUCUUUUCUUACCUGUUCUUGUUGUGAUAAGAAAUCGGUUGAAAUCGAUCCAAAGUUUACAGAUCAUGUUGAUAAAUUCAGUGAAAUUCCCUUAGGGCCGGGGUACAGUAAAGCUGGUACAAUACCAAGAUCAAUAAAAACAAGCCUAGAUGCGGCUGAGAUCACAAGAAUGAACAAGCUUCGAGUACUCGACAACACAGAUCAAUUUGUGUAUCCGAUCCUGAAUUCUCCCUCGUUGACAGCAAUCGAAAAGUUGCAGGAUCAAGGCGAGGACACAAGGAAAUCACUAGAUGUUUUCGGGUCUAGUGAUUUCGAUGAGGGGAGUAAAAGAUUUAGUCUACAAAAGAGACUAAACAUGUUAGCUUGGGAUACAAUUCCAAAAGCAGAGGAAUCCAACACUUCUGGUGCACCUAGUGAGACUUAUAAAGACGUAGAAAGCGAUGCUAGUUCCGACUUAUUUGAGAUCGAGUGCCUAUCCUGCACAGCAAACCCGGUAAUGCAAUCCCCUCGAUUGGUACCAUCAGAUGGGAGUGUUACCCCCACGUCUAGGUAUGCACCGAGUGAGGCUAGUAUCGAGUGGAGUGUUGUGACUGCUAGUGCUGCAGAUUUUUCGUUUGGUUCUGAUUCUGAAGACCAAAGAAGUAGCACACUACGAUCAACUCGACAUAAGAUGGGCUUAAAGAUGAACACAUCGAUGAAAUCGAGUGUAAAUAAAGAUGUACAUAAACCAGUUUCGCGUAGUAUGUUAGGGUGCCAAAGCCAGAAAUCUGUGAAUGUUGCUAGGGAAGUUCAUAGCAAAACACCUCCUAGAGGGAAAUCUGAGAGUCAGAGGAUGCAGAAGGUUCCAGAAUGUUUUGCUCCUGUUACAAGGUUUCAAGCAGAGACUAAGAUGGGUGGAUUUGGUCAUAAACAAAGACAAAGACAAAGUUUUAGUCCUGAUAAUCUUUUCUAUAUCGAAUAGCUAUUUGUUGUCUAUGUUUUUAUUUACUUUUUUAUUUUGUCAUGAUGAUUUUUAACUUCUUUGUAACCUUAGAUGUUUUAAUCUUCAUAAUUCUUGACUAAUUUUGUAAAAUAAGUUUUAUAAAAUUUUUAUGUUUGAUUUGAG